UGUUGAAUUGUACUGCAGUUGCGCGCGGCACAAUAUUGUUACGGUUGGUGACGCUAUUUGUAAAGAAAGAAAGAAGGAUGGAGAACAUAUAAAAAGAGAGAUGGAGGAGACACUUCCAUUUAGCCUCCACUUAAGCAAAUUGUAUUCGGUCAAAAGCUAACAUACGCGCGUAGCUAUAGUUUUAGUUUUGGAACCCGGAGGGUAGACUAACGUUAGCUAGUCAACAUCACCCUAUGUGAUCUUCCUUCCCCGCCGCAUGCUGCUACAGUCAGAGCCAGACAACAAAAUAGCUAAUCGCCAUUAUAUGACCCAGUACCUAGCGUCAGUAUUGCCCUCCAUGUGGGUGAGAGGCUUGUGUGUGUCAGAUUAUGGCGAGAAAAACAGUUAACAGGAAAAGGAAGGCAGGGGAGUCCAAGGACCAACAACAGGUGGGCUGGUGCCAGUCUGCAUACAAGCGGGCACGCGUGUCUUCCUCGUCCCGGCAUGCCCAGCAGUGGUGGCGUAGUCUGCGCUCGGUGGUGUACGCACUCCAGGGCCGUGAGAUUCGGCCUCAGCAGCAGCAUGAGUGGCGUCUCCAGCGAAGCUUGCGGGGCUUUGCUGCCGGCCGCCUCCCGGGCAUCCUGAAGGAGCGGGAGUUCUCCCUGGGCCGCCUCAACAAGGUGUUCGCCUCGCAGUGGCUCAAUCACCGCCAGGUGGUGUGUGGAACCAAGUGCAAUACGCUAUUUGUGGCAGAUGUUCUGACAGGGAAGAUUACACGCAUCCCCAUGCUGAAGGACCGGCAGGGCCAAGGAGGUGGCUCCGGGGGUGUUGGGGGGACAAUAGGGGCCCCCUUCCUCGGAAGUGGCUCAGUGUCCGGGCUGGAUCAGCAAGGCUGUGGGAUCCACGCCAUCGAGCUUAACCCCUCAGGCACUCUACUGGCCACGGGCGGAGACAACCCCAACAGCCUGGCUGUCUACCGUCUGCCCACCCUGGACCCCGUCUGCGUGGGAGAUGAUGGCCAUAAUGACUGGAUCUUCUCCAUUGCAUGGAUCAGCGACAGCAUGGCGGUGUCUGGGUCCCGGGACGGUUCCAUGGGACUGUGGGAGGUGUCCGAGGGGGUGCUGAGCCAGGCUAUGAGACAGCAGGAUGAGGAGGGGGUCCCCUGCUAUUCUCAUAUCUCCCACCGUGCCCUGGAGGACAUCCCCAAGGAAUACACUAACCCGUACAACUGCAAAGUGAGGGCCCUGGCCUUCAACAACAACCACAAGGAGCUUGGUGCAGUGUCCCUGGAUGGCUAUUUUCACCUUUGGAAGGCAGAGCAAAACUUGAGCAAGCUGCUGUCAACGAAGCUGCCUCACUGCAAAGAGAAUGUGUGUCUGGCGUAUGGUCAGGACUGGUCGGUGUACGCAGUGGGCUCUCAGGCCCAUGUGUCCUUCCUGGACCCCCGCCAGCCCACUCACAACAUCAAAUCAGUCAGUUCCCGGGAGAGAGGAAGCGAGGCAACACGAGGCAUCCGCUCUGUGAGUUUCUAUGAGCACAUAGUGACAGUGGGCACGGGACAGGGCUCCCUGCUGUUCUAUGAUAUUAGAGCCCAGAGGUUCUUGGAGGACCCUUCCAGCCUGGCCGGCGGGUUCCGGCAGCGCCCAGGAGAGGGCAUUCUUAAACUCACUACGGGGAAGGGCUGGCUGAAUCACGACGAGACGUGGAGGAGCUACUUCUCGGACAUUAACUCGUUCCCCAACGCUGUGUACACACACUGCUACGACGAUUCUGGCACCAAGCUGUUUGUGGCCGGCGGACCGCUGUGCUCGGGCCUUCACGGCAACUACGCAGGACUCUGGAGCUAGCCUUCUCUCGUGUCUCGCCAUCUCUCCUUACCCCACCCCAGUCCCCCUCUUUGCUCCUCCUUUUGGUGUUACACUCACUGUCAUCCCUUCAGUGUUGUCCGUCCCUCCCCUCACCAACAUGUAUCUCAUCACCAUCUCAUCUCUGUUGCAUCCCUCCAUCCUCCCUUGCACUUUGUCCUGUCUUAUUUCAGUUCCCUAUUCUCUGCUCCCCUUUUGUUUUAUAUAUAUUGAUGAUUAACCAGUGAUGUUGUAGCGAGCUGGGAGGUCUGCCUCUGAAACUCAAAUGAAAGUGUAACGUUUUAUUACAAUUUUCAACAGUCACAUACUCCAUGGAUUGGACAGUUUUUUUGUUUUUUUUUUUGUUUUUCCCUAAGGAAAGUUGUUUCCUUUGCUUGACAGUUUCCUUGCGUGGACAUUCGGGAGACUUUUCUCCUUCUCUCCAAAAAAAAGGGGGUAUGAUAAAAGAGGACAAUAAGUUCUUAAGGAUGGGACAAACAGGAGAAUACUUACACUUUUCUAAGAAACUUAGAGAGGACAUGCUCAUUGGCUGGUACUGGGCCACCCUGUGCCAUGGCAACUAAAGAGCCGUAGCGAUGGAAAAACUAUCCAAUCAGACGUAAGGUGAGAAGAAGCAGUGGAUUAGUACAACCAAUCAGAUAGCGCCGGUCACUUCUUUUUUUUGACUGAUGUGAAGGAGAGAUGACUGUAGAUUCUAAAUGCCACAUAGGUGUUCUGCUCUGAAAUAAUCAUGGAGACUGCUAAUUUUAUUUAGAUUCUGACUGCUUUGAAAAACUUACUAGUUGUUAUUAGCUUUAUUAUUUAUUCUCCCCCCCCCCCCUCUCAUGAUCACCCUUAGCUAUGGUCUUAGCCAGGGGUAUUCUACACCAGUCCCGUGCAGAACGCAGUGUCUUCUGGUUCUUCCCCCAGUUAGUGGUCUGGUUUUGGCAGUGGUUGUCCAGGGAGUCCCUUUGACUUUUGAUAGGCCAAGUGGAGUUGUUGGCCUUUUGCUGAGACAUUCCCAAUAGUAACGGGUCUGGGCCCGGUUUCCCCAAUGUAUCUUAAGGCUUGGUUCGUUGUUUGAACCUACGUAGGAGCAUUGUUAAAUGUCCGACCUGUUUCCCAAAACCAUCGUUACUGACGUUGCACUGGAAAAGGGUAGUUAUUUAACGACCACUCAUAGAACAGCAAAGUGCGUCUUUUUAAAUGUUUUUUUUGCCCUUCUGCGUCACUUCUUUAUAAACAGAUCUCCGCUCAACACAAAAUCAAGAUGUUUAUCUGUCUUUCUGUUACCACUGAUAACUUCAGAACGAAUGUGACUACAAAUACAAAGUUGCCAAUGCCUUUGCAAUUGUUACCAACAAGUGAAGAUAUAAGAUUCCGAGAUGUCUGAGUUAAAUAAUAAAUAUAUUAGGCUACAUAUAGACCUAUAUAUUGAAAUACAUUUCUUAUCAAUUGAGUUUAGCUAUUUAUAUGCUACUUUACAUUUUCUGCCUCAAUAGAUUUAAUUUGUAGUCUACAUUAGCGCAAUGAUUUCAAUAAGUAUUUUAUUUUUGGUACCGUUACCCCUUUUUCUCCCCCAAUUUCAUGAUAUCCAAUUGGUAAUUAGUCUUGCCCCAUCGCUGCAACUCCCACUACGGACUCGUGAGAGACUAAGGUCGAGAGCCAUGCGUCCUCCGAAACACGACCCUGCCAAGCCGCACUGCUUCUUGACACACCUUCUCACUUAACCCGGAAGCCAACUGCACCAAUAUGUCGGAGGAAACACCGUUCAGCUGGCGACCGAAGCCGGCUUGCGGGCACCCAGCCCACCACAAGGAGUCGAUGGAGUGCGAUGGGACAAGGAAAUCCCGUCCGGCCUAACCCUACCCUAACCCGGACGAUGCUGGGCUAAUUGUGCGCCACCUCAUUGGUCUCCCGGUCAUGGCCGGCUGUGACACAGCCUGGGAUCAAACCCGGGUCUGUAGUGUUGCCUCAAGCACUGCGAUGCAGUGCUUUAGACCACUGCACCACUUGGGAGGCCCAUGAUUUCAAAUCUUGAUUUAGUGCAUUAUAGGGUAAGCAUUAGAAUAAGCCUCAAUGUUUGUAGCCAUAGGUGAUCUCUAAUAGGAGCUCAUCCAUUGUCAGUAUUGUGGAAUAAUUUGAAUGGUAUGAUUUGAAAGGGAGAACGCUGAUCCGAGAACAGCGCUGUCUUUAUUUAGAUCAUAUCCGUAUCAACAGAUGCCUCAACGACGCACUUGGCGAAUGUUAUCUGCUUGGUGUUUUGGGAAACUCAUGUUACAUCUUUGGCUGUUUUGUAGGAAAGCUGCAUCGUUAAAACAUUAUGUUCCAUUGCUAUUGGGAAACCUGGCCCUGGACAAGUGCAUAGGGAUUAGGGGUUAGAGUUGAUUACCUCUAGAGGCACCAUAGUUUUUGUCAGUUGUUUCUAUACUUUGUUUUUGUAUGUAUCAAGGGAUGAGUGUAGCUUCUCUUUUCCUUGUGUGAAGGACAGGGUAGAUUUGAGUUAAUUUGUUGCCUUUCUCUAGUCUUUCUGUGAAAGACUGUUGCAUGCUGACAUUAUUUAGCUUUUUUACAUGGAACUUUUCCUAAGUGUUCAUGAUCAUGCGAGAACAAAAACGAGACCCCAAUUAUGACUAUAAGUUGAACAAAUAAAUAACCCUCACUUUUAAAGAGUGUUUGAGAUGUGUGUGUGAAAUGCAUAGGGUCAAAUGCAUACAUUUUUAUGUAUAUGUUUGAGGAGGUGUGGACUGACCUUUGCCUUUACUUUGGUGGUGACCUAUUUUAUACACACCUCGAAUGUUUUAUUUGUUUUUUUUACAAAUGACUAAACCUGAGGAUAUUGUAUGAUAUCAACAACAGCCAAAACACCAUAUUAAAUCUUCAAAGAAAAUAAUGAUACAAAUAAAGUAUAUUGAUGUAAUAUUUAUCUUAUUUCA
Molecule: messenger RNA, 4759 nt
Organism: Oncorhynchus gorbuscha (pink salmon)
Lineage: Eukaryota; Metazoa; Chordata; Actinopteri; Salmoniformes; Salmonidae
Product: DDB1- and CUL4-associated factor 12-like
Exons: 10
Coding region: 369-1826 (485 amino acids)
Cellular component (GO): Cul4-RING E3 ubiquitin ligase complex
Molecular function (GO): protein binding
Source: RefSeq, a predicted model, not a curated record